UCGAGACAGUGAUUGACAAUGAUGAAGUAUGGUAUCCCUUAUCACAAAAGUACUUAUUAAAUAUAUAUCAAUAAUUUAUAUUAAUAAAUAUUAAUAAGUCUAAGAUGAGUACUUUUUACUUGAGAAAUACAUUUCUGUAUCUCUUAUGGUUCUUUGAAUAAUUAAGAUGACAUUAAUUAGGGAAAAUAUACUAGCCUUUUUCGAUCUAUUAUUAAAUUGGUCGAAACGAUCAAUUUUCCAUGGUGUUCCACUAAAGGAUCGAUCGGGGAGGGAAAGCAGCGCGCGUUUCGGUUUCGAAUCGACGUUUCGCGGUCCCCGCGGAAGACUUAGACCAUCAAAGAAGGGUAGUAGCGUUCGGAAGAAGGGGUCAGAAGGUUGUUCGGGGCGUCGGUGGCGUCGGUGGGCGUCGCGGUACGCGCAUGUUUCUCCCGCGAAGCGGAUCGAUGCUGGAAAUAGCUCGAGCCGCAGGAGAGAGAGCGAGUACGAGGUGAGUCGGCUUCGCUUUCAGCCAGGGCCUUCGUGGCUCUCCACGCCCGCUCUAGCUGCCUCUUUUCUCUUCUUCUUUAUUCCAGACGAAGGGAAAAAAAGUACUCCCCAAGUACCAGCUCCGAUUCGUUCAAAUUCAUUAUUCGACUCGUACUCUGUUCACCGCGGGUUUCGUCGGGUCCGCCCGCGAGCUUCCCUCCAUCGACCUUGUUCUUCCUCUCCACGAUACCCCGGUCUCUUCUUCUCAAUACUCGUCACUUCCGAUGGUGGUUCCAUAUAUCCUGAUCUAAAGAGAAAUAUAAAAGUGCGUGUAUUACUCUGGACAAAUUUCACGACGAAACAGACGCAGAGAUAAGAAAAGGGGUGGUCUGUUGUCCGCGGGGAUGAAUCGGGAAAAAUGUGCGUCGUACCGAUGUGGCUGACCAGGCUGGAAUCGGGCCUCGCGCGUUCCACGUUAGCUCUUAGAGGAUGCACAAGCUAGCCAAAGGCCUGAAGAAGAAGAAAAAGCAGAAGAAGGGUAAGAAGGGGGCAGAGGAAGAGGAGUUCGAUCCGGAGGAGCUCGAGCGUUACAGACGCGAGCGGGCGGAGGCCCAGCAGAAAGCCGAGCAGUCUGGCGAACAGUCCAACACCGCCGCCACCUCCGAUGAGUGGAAGAAAUUCGAGGCGUUAACAGCCGGUGUCGAUUCGAUUCUCAAGAAGACCCAGGGUGAUCUAGAUCGUAUCAAAUCCACCUCAUUUUUCCAACGUAAGCCACCGUUAGAGGAGGAGAAGAAGGAGGAGCAGGAUAAAGAGGGGACCGAAAAAUCGUCCUCGAAGAAGUGGGUCGGUUUCGACGAGGACGGGAAUCCGAUCGAAGAGGAACCACCAGAUUUCGAAGGGAAAGGAAAAAGGAAGGAGGAGAAACCGUUGGUGAACGAGGACGGUUUCGUGGAUGUCCCGGAAGACGAAGAUGAACCGGAGGACUCUGGCGACGAGGACAUCUUCGACACCACUUAUGUGGAAGUUCUUCAGAACAUCGACGUUCAAUUAGCUUACAUUCCGGACAGCCCUACCGAGCAAGAGGCCGGGGACGACCCUUUCGACACCACCAGCGCGGACAAGGUACUGAAGACCGUCGACAGAAAAGGGAACAAGUUGGUGAGUCUAGGAAACGCGGUCGAGGUACUCUCCGGGAGGAUCGACUAUGUCAGUUCCUGCAAGAUCUCGAAAGGUAGACGGCCGAGACUUCAGCAGGAUCUGUUGUUAGACGAUUUCGAGGAAGUUGAGAAACCGGAAGACGGUAACGCGGUCUCGGCACCUGUCGAGGUUGAGAAAACCUUGCUGGACGAUGACAACGAUCUUCCGGAUAUUCCUGUGGAUCUGACCAAGCUUCCGCCCGUCUUACCCAGACCAGCCAGCCCUGCUGUCACUCAGGACAACACCGCCGUCGAGAAGGAACCAUCGAACGGACCUCUGGACAUCUCAGAAUUCGAGGUGUUGAAGGAGAAGACCAUCUUAGAGGAAAUCCCUGACUUGGACGAGGCUGAAUUUGAUUUGACCGCUGCGCCCGAAGAUCCGGUGCUUCUCGAGGAGGCUGAAGAUCCAUUUGGGAGCAAAGGACCCGACGCGGUUGACUUCCAGUCGGAGAUAAUCGAAGCUAGUUUCGAGGCAGCUACCUUCGUCGACGAGGAGGAUCCUUUCGACACCACUUUCGCCGAUAAUAUCCUUCCCGGCAAGACUGAGUUGAAGUUCAUCGAAAAGGAAUUGGAAGAGUUGCCUGUGUCGGAGGUGACGAUAUCUUUGACCGAUCCUGCAGGUCUGAACAGGGAUUACGAGACUGGUUUGCUCACAGAAGCGAACGGGAUAAGAAGCAAUGGUUUGCUAGGCAAGAAAGACCUUUUAGGAGGAUCGACGACCGAUCUCAGUCAGCUGGCCGACGAACCUAUAGCACCGGUUGAAGACAUCAGCUACGUUGAUCCAUUCGACACCUCGGCCGUCAAGGAAAUUCCGCCUGGAAGAACGGAACUGAAGUUUCUCGAGAAGGAACUACUUGGCGAAGAGACGAAACUUACCAGCUCCCUAGAGGACGACGACUUUGACCCCAGAAAGGACGAGCAACCAGUAGCCCCGGUCCAAGCGGCUCCCCCCAACGCUCCACCGAGGCCAGCUCUUCCACCUGCGCCAGCUAAACCAACUUUCAAAGUCGAUUUCGGCGAGGACGAGGACGAAGCUACCACAGUAGAAUCCAGUGAUCGUGGACGAAGAACAUCCAGGCCGGAGGUGCUUGAGUUAGCCCCUGCCAAGGCGGUUGCCUUCGAGCUACCAACACCGUCCAAGCGACCCGAUCUCCUCGCUACCAGCGAAGAAGAAAAAGCGUUACCCUCGAAACCGCUCACUCCAUAUUACUCCCAAAAGUCGAUCGACGAAGGUCUGCCAAUCGAAGAAGAGGAAGUUGACGUGGAUCCCUUCGACACGAGCUUCGUGGCCAAAGUAGCUCCCGGAAAAACUGAGCUGAAGUUGAUCGAGUCUGAACUGUUGAAGCAGGAAACGAAGUUGCCUCACAGCUUGAGCGAUCACGAUUUCGACCCCAGGGCGGAGGUAGAGCCAACCAGGAGACAGAGCGACUUCACGGCUAGCUCAGUUAGGCCCAGCAACUUGAAGAUCAGCGAACCCCAGAGUACGGGCCUGCAAAAAUUCAAAGAGCAGAAUAAACCGAAGCAGCCAAAGAGACAAGAAAGCUUACUGGACGCUGAGAUCGAAGUAGACGCUAAGCCACUGACCCCUAGAAUCGAGGCGAAGCCUAUCGAGGAGGAAGUACUUUCUUACGAGGACCCCUUCGAUACUUCCAUCGCCACCAAUAUCCUUCCUGGUAAGGCUGAGUUAAAGAUUUUAGAGAGUGAAUUGCAACAAAUACCUGAAGAGAUUCCUGUACGUCCGGCAAGCAUCGCUUUGACGGCAAUCGUCAGCAGCACCGUUCCAGAGAUAGACGACUUUGAUCCCAGGGCAGAGGAGAGGAAGGAAUCGAAAGACUUCUUGUGUAUCGACGACCAAGACCCCGGGGCGAAGGUACUCACCCCUGUACAGAACGAGAGCUUUAGUUUAGGCGAGGAAGUGGAUCCUUUCGACACCAGUUUCGCUACCAUUGGACCAGGAAAGACCGAGCUUAAACUAUUAGAGUCCGAAUUGAUGGAGCAACCUUCGAUCAACAUGGAUUCCAAAGGUGGAAAUCCGUUCUUAAUGGACGACGACGGAACCGGCACGAACGACACCAUGACCGGACAAAUCUCAAACCCCUUCCUGCAGGAUUUCACAGACACGGAGCCACCUGCUGGCGGAGAGAAUCCGUUCCUGAACUUUGCCGGGGAUCAGUCGUACCAGUCGGCGAUCACCGUCGACUCGACCAAUCCUUUUGCCUCUUUCACCACGGAUACCACCGCACCGAGCACCGGCUUCGAGACCACCACCACCACCACCACCGAUACCUCCUCCGCCAACAUAUUCUCUGAUCAAGGGACAAACAUAUUUGUCACGACCAGUGAAUCCAGCAGGAAUCUGUUCGAGGCAGCAGCCCCAGCGCAACCGUCGCAGGAAAUCUUUGAUCAAGCUGCGGCUGCACCAGCCCCUCCAGCCCCGGCACCAGCUCAAGCGAAGAAUGGGAAACCAGCACCUUCGAGACCGCCUCCGCCGAGGCCUCAACCCCCAGCACCUCCUAAGAACACCAAAGACCUGAUCUUGUCCGUGACUGGGGCAAUGGACGCCACUUCGAAUCAUCUUCUGGAUCGAUUACAGGCGACGAGGACACCCAGUCCUACCCUGAUGCAUUCUCCAUCUCCAACACCGGAGCACAGCUUCGCGGACCUCCUGGACGUCGACUCGAAUAUCCCAGACUUGAUGUCCGACGACAGCAAAGGGGUAGAACCGUCACAGAAUCAGGAUAUCCUAGACUUGUUCGAUGCCCCCAAUACCGACACGACCACCACUACCAUUUUCUCCACUCCGAUGACCACCGCGGACACUACCAGUUUAGACGCCGAGGUCGCUAACACCACCGCCGUCCAGGAUAAUCCAUUCGCCAGUAUGACGGAUCAGGAAGCGACCACCGACCAGGAGGAUGAUGAUUUUAAGUCGGACUAUCCAGAAACCGCGUCCGUAACCAGCGAGAAGAGGCCCUCCAUCGCUUCCACGACAGUGGUGGUGGGCUCUGAACCCGACACCAAGACUGCUCUCGACUUAGAUUUUAGCAGCGAAACCGAAACUGCUGUCACGGAAACUCAACCUGCCAGCACAGCUGACGAAUUAUUCGCCACGAGCGCUAUGGACCAGUUUUCCACCGCCACGACAGUGUCCGCGUUCUUCUCGGUGGCGGAAACGACUUCUUCUGCUCCGUUUCCAGUGACAGAUAGUGCGUCCGUACCGUUUGUGAUCGCCACGAGGGAGCCAAUCGAGACUAGUGUACCUUCUACGCAGUCUAGCGGGCCGUUUGCAACGGACUUGCUUGGCGAUUUCGGCGAAUCUGCCCAGGACACCGGUGGAGUAACGUCGACCAGUCCGAUUCCUGGUGCAGAGUUCCCCACUAGCGAAGCUUACAAACCCGAGGAGCAACUGGACAACUUCGCGGCCACCACGAAAGCUAUCGAAAACACCAGCGAUGCAUUCGAUAUUUUCGCCUCGAAGUUCGAUAAGGCUGCAGAGUCGGAGACCAACUCGGGUGAUCCGUUCAUGGAUGCCUUCGGAGGUGGACCAACUGCUAUGGACACGUCCAGUGAUGUUUGGGGAGACUCGUCUGCAGCCGGGUCAGAAACAGCAACCGCUGGUUUCGGGGAAGCUGAUGGAUUCGACUCGUUCUUAAGCAUGACUGCUCCUCCACCGGAACCGAGGAUGAAAAGAACCGAAUCUGCAGAGUCGGACGAGGGUCCAGAUUUCAGUGUAUUCAUCAAACCAAAAGAAGAUGAACAGGCUGCGACUGGAGAGGGUGGAGUGGUACCCGCGUUGGCCCCACCGCCGAAGAGUCCUCAAAACACAGCCUACACCGAUACCUCGCCUCGAUUUAAUCCGUUUGACAAGUUUGGAUCUGCACAGGACGCCAUCCCUACCACAGAAACAGCUCAACCAGCGGAACUGACUAGAACAGAUUCUCAGGAAACUCCACCAACACCUCUGUUCGACGAAGACGUCAGUCAACCUUUAGAGGAUUUCCCAAGAGUGACGUACACUGGUGACGGUUGGGAGAUGCACCUACGUCAACCUAACAAGAAGAAGAUAACUGGCCAGAGAUUCUGGAAGAAGAUCUUCGUCAAGUUGGUUUAUCAAGGCGAUAAUCCUGUACUUCAAUUGUUUAACAGCAGAGAUGACAAGGACCCCUUCCAAGAGUUACCCCUAGUACCCUCUUACUCGGUGUCCGACAUAGGAGCACAACAGUUUGAUCAAUUCGGCAAGAUAUUCACGGUGAAGCUGCAGUACAUUUUCUACAAAGAACGACCUGGUGUUCGACCAGGUCAGGUGACCAAGGCGGAGAGACUUACCAAUAAACUGAGUCAGUUUGCUGCUUAUGCCAUUCAGGGUGACUAUCAGGGGGUGAAAGAAUUUGGAAGUGACUUGAAGAAGUUGGGACUCCCCGUUGAACAUGCUCCACAGAUUUCCCAGCUGUUCAAGCUCGGUUCCCAAUGUUUCGAAGACAUGAAGCAAUUUUCCUGCGUAGUCGAGGAAGCACUGUUCAGACUAAAUGCUCAUAGAGAUAGAGCGUUGCAUUACAAGAUGGAAGAGGUGCAAAUAACAGUAGUAGAUGAGCUGUAUGUCGAGCAGAGUGCUCAGGGUAUCGUGGAGAAGCAGAUAGCUCGUGUUCGACUGUUUUUCUUGGGCUUCCUUUCUGGCAUGCCUGACGUCGAGCUGGGAAUAAAUGACAUGUGGCGUCAGGGUAAAGAAGUAGUGGGUAGACACGACAUCAUUCCAGUUGUCACCGAAGAAUGGAUUCGUCUGGAGAACGUAGAGUUCCACGCGUGUGUCCAGCAGGAUGAAUACGAAAAGUCUAGAAUCAUAAAGUUUAAACCACCGGAUGCAUGCUAUAUCGAGCUCAUGAGAUUCCGAGUAAGACCACCUAAAAACAGAGAGCUUCCUCUUCAGCUUAAAGCCGUAAUGUGCGUUACGGGUAACAAGGUAGAGUUGAAGGCAGACAUCCUUGUGCCUGGAUUCGCGUCAAGGAAACUAGGACAAGUGCCCUGCGAGGACGUAAUGGUCCGUUUUCCGAUUCCAGAGUGCUGGAUCUAUCUAUUCAGAGUCGAGAAACACUUUAGGUACGGGUCCGUCAAGUCGGCUCAUAGAAGAACUGGAAAGAUCAAAGGUAUAGAGAGGUUCCUUGGGGCGGUGGACACACUGGAACCGCAACUGAUGGAAGUUACCUCGGGUCAGGCUAAAUACGAGCAUCAACAUCGUGCUAUCGUUUGGAGGAUGCCUAGGUUACCGAAGGAGGGCCAAGGAGCGUACACGACACAUCAACUGAUCUGCCGCAUGGCUCUUACCUCGUACGACCAAAUCCCUGAGAAUCUCGCCGAGUACUGCUACGUUGAAUUUACGAUGCCUGCGACCCAAGUGUCUCACACCACCGCGAGAAGUGUCAGCCUUCAAAACACUGACAGCGACGCUCCACCAGAGAAGUAUGUUAGAAACCUGUCCCGACACGAGUACAGGGUUGGAAUCGAGCACACUCAAGGCGAAGGACCAGCAGCAUACGUAGCGGCGACGUUUACAAGGAAGAUCCCAGAGGCAACAACGGAGGCACCGAGUGAAGUCUCAGACGCGGGUGCCGAGUCCGAUUCGGAUUCCUCCGAUUAAUCUUCGCUGUCUGUGUGUAAGGUAACGGGUUAAGAUGUUACGAAACUAAACUAACGAGAUUCUUAUAAGAGGAUAAAGAAAAUUGCUUGCUAAUAGUAUAUACAGAAAAAGAAAGAAAGAAAGAAACCGAUGCCUGUGACUCGACGCACGAUGCGUUUUGCGGGUCAUGGAUCAUCUCAAGAAUGUGAUUUUCUGUAGCUUCAAACGCACAUCAGUAUUACAAAGUUUAUAGCUGUGCCAAGUGGGAGUGUUAUUCUAAUUACGCAUGCGUUGGGAGAUCCUUCCUCUUCAGGAAGGAAGUACCUUUUUCCCACCGCUACUUUCCCUCCUUAGCAUACACACAGCAUGCAAUUUUAGAUCUGUGAAGGGUAUAAAACAGGCCUCAUCGUCGAUAUCGAGUAUGUUUCUAGUUGUAUCGACGACAAUUUCUAUCCCAACUUACGCUUUUAAUCCUUCUCCGUGACGCAAAGCUCCGCCUUCGGCUUUCGUUCUCGCUUGGCAAAACUAUACCGCAGGAUACCGUUCGCGUUGUUUCGCUCGUUUCGUGACCCUCGAAACGCUUGUCGCCGUGUGUUGUUCAUGUAACAGUUAAAGAGAGAUAUACAUAUGAAACGAGUAAUUUAUAAGGGUGGACAAUACUGAUUUUACGUUCAGUCUAGCUUGAUAAGUAGUUAUACGCACUCGCAGCGAAAGGCUUUGCGCUGCGGGCAGCAUGUUUCAAAGACGGAUAUACAAUAGACAUUUUAUUAUUUUACAUUUUAGAUUCCCGAUUCUUUAGAGCGUUAUAUUAUUCAUGUGAAAUUUUUCUUAUUCUGGAUUAAUUUAUCAGAAUUUUUCAUUCGUUUAAGCCAGGGAUGUGCAAUUGUUUUGGCUCGGGGGCCACUUUAUGGAAGCACCUUUUAAAAUGAUUACAUUCAUUAAUUAACUUUGCAUUUCAGAAAGGUAUCAAUUUCACCAUAAAAAUCAAUGUUUUAACGUGGCCGUCCUAGUGGAAAAUACGGGAUGAAUCUUUUUCGAGCUGAAAUCUCGGUUCAAGACGGAUUUUUCUGAUUGACGGUGGGCCACAAAAAAACUCUUAGCGUGCCGCUAUUUGCCCACCCCUGGUUUAAACUAUUUCAAUGUUUCACAACAUUUUUAAGAGGAUAGUUAUUGUACAGUCAGUCAGAAAAAUAUCUGUACACUUUGUUAAGUCAUAAUAGUUACAGUAUUUCAUAGUAUUUAUCAUUAUAAAUAUAUAAAAUAAUGUAAAUAUUAUUUAUUUAUUAUUUUCUGUGUUAAAAUUACGCGCAAUACACUAACUGAACUUUAACAAAGUGUACGGAGAUUUUCUCGACACAAUGGAUAUCGCAACAACACGACGAUCGGAGGACAAUAGUUGUUAAUUAAACGGACUCGUUACAAUUCGAAGGAUCGUACCCGCGUAUCGUAUCGUUUUGAGCUUGCAGAUGAUCUAUAUCGAAUGUUAUCUAGUCGUUUUUAAGAGUUAGUUUAUUUAUAUUAAUCGACGGUUAUUAAGCACGUAAGUAGACGAUAAUUAAUCAAAGUUUGCCUGUUUCGAGAAUGCGUGUCGAUGGAAGUGUGAGAAAUCUAGUCCUUAAUUUAUUUGAGCGCUUUGCAAAUGAUAUAUCUAAGACGUAUACAGGGUGUUCAAUUAUAGGUGGGCAUCCUUUUAGGAUACUCAUCCGUAGCUGCACAUCCUGUACAGUCGUUUCAAUUUCGCGUUUUAAUUUGUCGAGAAUAUAGCAUCAAAGUUGAUUAAUCGAAAUUUCCCGCGGUUAGAUUAAGCGAAACGAGCGUGUAUUUAUCUGCAGAUAAGGUAAGAUUAUUCUAUAAGAACGAAAAACUUAGCCACGUAAGUUUCCGUUGAGGUUUUACCGAUUUUUUGUUUCACAUUUUUCCUCCUGCAAAGGAGAUCAGAAGAGUCUAUUCUAGUCCUUAGCACGUAAGAAGAUCGUAUGACCUUUCAGGUUUUACACCAGUCAUACGUUAAUGUUAAGUCUAUUUAGGAACUAAAUCGAUUGAGUCAACGACGCGCGACGUUCAAUAAUGUCGGCCGAUAUAUGCCAACUAAAGUAAUAGAUAAUUAGUGCUAUUAAUUAAUAAUGUCGAUUGUUGCUCUGAUCCGUGUCAAUGCGAAUAUAGAUUCACUAGUUUAAAUCUUUGAGCGCGCGUUUUCUGAAAACGCGAUUGGUCAAACGAUCCAUCGAAUCGUGUCAGACAAUACAACUUAGUUGAACCGGAUAGAAAAAAUACUGCUGAAGGCUGUAUGAUAUAUAAACAUUGUAUUCCGCUCUUUGAAACAGCGCAAAACUUUUCGAUUCGCGGCAUGAUGGUCUGUUUGCGUUGGUACAUUAAACAAGUCCCGAGGGAACUUUCCCUGCGAAAAGUUCGACCCGGGAUAUGACGUUUCCAGCUCGUGAUCUCAAUUACGUGUAAUAUCGCGUUAUCUUGCGAUAUCCAAGGCGGCGUUUGUGUAUCUAAAAAAGGGAAGAUUCAUUUAAACACACGAUGCAUGUAUAGAUAUCUUAGGAAAGGUAUUUAAAUUAGAGAUUAUGUGCAUUGCCAGCAAGCCUACCGAUGUUUCUUCAAGUGUGAUUAAAAACCGUGCGAUUGUGGAAAAGAGAAAGAGAAGUAAAGGAGAGAUCGUUUUGCCACUUCGAGGAGAAUGUAAUUCGAGUUUCAUUUUUUAAGAGAGUAAGAAAUGCGUUCAGUUUCUUCGCCCCUAUAAAUUGAUUGUUUAAAUUAAAUCUUAGUCUUACGGUAUAUCAAAUUUCGGUUGAACAUUGCCUAAAAAAAACAACAGAUUUUGUACAAUUACUGGUUCCUUGAUUGAAAGCAUAAUUAGAUCUGUCGACCAGUGGUAGAGUUAUAAACCAUAAUCAUGAAAGAUGCGAGUCAGAGAUUGAUCUUCUGUUUCAAAUAAUCAUGGAAAGGGUACAGCAGGAUAAGAUGGUCAAAAGUGCCCUUUGAGUCAAUUUUAUUGAGCUAUACAACAUUUAACCCUUUCGCUACUACGGGCCACUAUAGUGGCUCUCCAUAAGAUGCCACUGACGUACUGCGGCCAACCGUUUUGCAUAAGUAUCUGACUCUGGGUAUGCACUGAUAGUGUUUUUAUUUAUAAAUACCCUUUGGAGAAAAAUUUUUUCGUCCGAAAACAUUCAAGCAGCUUGGGUUCUCCACAGCGGUACUCUCGCUGACGAUCGGCGUCGCAUGCAGUGAUGUCGCGGCGCUCCGUUCAGCGGAAGUACCGCGGCGGAGAACCCGCCCGUAGCGAAAGGGUUAAUAGUUUAUUAAAAAAAACCAUUAUACACGAAGUUUCAACCCUGCGUCUCAACAGGAAGGGUAGUUAGUGGGUAAAAUCGAAAAAACGGUUUUUGCCAUAUUUUCCCUAUUUAUUGGUAUUCAAAAAAUCUGAAAAAAUUCUAGAAUAUUCUAAACAUGUUUCUUUAUUAUUGUGAAUUUUUUCAAAUUUUUUGAAUUCCAAAAACCGUUUUUUGGAUUUUACCCUCUAACUACUCUUCCGGUUGAGAUACAGGGUUCAAACUUGGUGUAUACAUAAUGGUUUUCUUUAAUAAGCUAUUAAAUGCUGCAUAGCUCAAUGAAAUCGGCUCAAGGGCACUUUUGACCAUCUUAUCCUGCUACAUCCUUUACCCAGAAAAUUUUAAGUUAUUAGGUAGACGUAUUAUUGUGUUCGAACACUGUGAAGUUGCUUUCGAUAGGAUGUUACUGGGGCUAAAAAGAGUCGGUAAGGUAGAUAUUAACAUAUACGACCUCCAUUUGUUGUUGCUCCUAUAGAUAUCAUCCCUGCCUUUGCGAAAACUUAUUCCUUUACAUGCGUAUGAUUAUUAUUAAGCUACGUAGCCUUUAGAUAUAAUCCUGUUAACUGAAAUCUGUAACGAUUAAUUGUAAAGAAAAUAUUAGUAGUGUCGUUGUUGAUCUUAUUAUUAUUAAGCAAGAAGACAAAAAGAAAGAAAAGAAGCGAAUGUUCUGUACAGGUGAAAAAGCUCUGUAAAGAUGCAGUUUAUGUGUCGCGCUAAGAUCGCUAAUUACUAGAAUUUAAAAAGGAACGUCCGUUGUUGUAUGGAACGAGUAACGAAGGAACACAAACCCCUUGAAGAUGCAUUUUCGCUUCCCAUGGUGUGAUCGUCGCCCACCAUGACAGAUCGAUCGAUAAUUUCGUCCAUCAAGCUUUUUAUCAAUAGCUGCAAAGUGAAAUUUUCUACCAAAUUUUCUCGAUAUUUUAGUUAAACGAUUCAAAAUUACUUAUUUAUUUAUGUUGUUUCUUUCGAUCGUUAGCCGACCAAAUUUAAUUUCUUUACCACGCGCAGUAACCUAAUAUAUCAACGAAUAAGAACAUAGUAUCGAUGUGUACUUGGUAAAAAAUGAUAGCAUUUAGCGCCAUUGAUUUUUCGAGAAAAUCGAAACUGUUUUAGUUUUCGGUGAGUGCUUCGAUAUGUAGUUAACGAAUAUUUUUUAAAAAUUCCGUUAAGGAUUAACGUUGCGGACGCGAAUCUUAAUCUCGAAAAGUUUAUAAGACCAGUUGAAAUGAAGAAGGACACAGAAUAUAAAAUGUUUCGUUUUGAUCGUUGUGAAUAAGUUGAAUAUUUCUGACAGCAACGAGUCUCGAAAUAAUGGUAAGCAAUUAAUGAUCGAGAGUUUCGAAACAUUCCCUGAAAAAUGGAGGUACGAUACCUCUAAUCUCCGAUCUGUAAUUUAUAAAUAUAUAAAUAUAUAAAUAUAUAUACAGGAACACGUGUAUGUAAUGUCGUAAUGUGUAAUUAAACAUGUAUGUAUGAUCUGUAAUUGUGAUCUAAUAGUAAUCAAUGCGAUGUAUACAAAAUGAUAAAAGGAAGAGCGAGAGAGAGGGAGAGGAGACGAUCGAGAGGAGUGAGUUUCUCUUCGUAUAUGUAUGUAUUAUAAUUUCGCAAAUGAGAAACGAGAAAAUGACAACUUUCGAGAAACUAGACAAAAGCAAGUGUAACACUGUUAGCUAAAGGUAUUAUUGAUAAAUUCUAUGUAUCAAUAAAUAAUAUAAAAUUGUUUAAGGGA
Osmia bicornis bicornis is the source of this 12342-nucleotide messenger RNA. Its product is annotated as protein stoned-B-like. NCBI's taxonomy places the organism in Eukaryota, Metazoa, Arthropoda, Insecta, Hymenoptera, Megachilidae. The record is from RefSeq and is a predicted model, not a curated record. Gene Ontology annotation, cellular component: AP-2 adaptor complex; synaptic vesicle. The coding region runs from base 955 to 7293 and encodes 2112 amino acids. The transcript has 13 exons. Gene Ontology annotation, biological process: synaptic vesicle endocytosis; intracellular protein transport; clathrin-dependent endocytosis. Gene Ontology annotation, molecular function: clathrin-cargo adaptor activity.